UUACGCUACCUGCAAUGGCGACCGCUGGUCACGUCAGGCGAGAUACUGGUUUUCCCCACAGCUCCGUCUCUGCUAACGCUGCGUGGUAUCUCCUGAGCUAUACGCAGCCAUUCAUUUCGCAUCGACGCUGCUUUGACGGCUUCUCUAUCUGUCCCUGCAUCCACACUUAAGUUCGUGGGGUCAAGGAUAUAUUUUUUUUUUAAUUCCUAAAGUGAUGUUCAUCUGCGAGUAACAUGCCUUAUAUAGUUCGCUACAUCAGCAUUCAGCCUCCAGUCAAUAGCAUUGCUUUGGUAUUAAAAGUCAGUGCAUAUUAAUUAGCACAGGUGGUUGGCUGGAUGCUUAGGUUGCGUAUAGUAGAUAUUUAAUGUAGGCAACAGAUGACGCUUGUCAGUGAUAGCACUCUGCGGGGCUUCUUUAGAGUGGCUGGGUCUACACUGCUACGUGGCAUAUGGUCACGUGCCAAUAUGAACAUUCUACAUCGAAUUCAUUUGCAUGAUACGAUUACUUUAGGUGGUCAUUCGAUAAUAUUUAAAUGGUGCUUCUGCCGUAGCUACACAUAUUCGCCUGAUGUAAGGUUCUGCUGUUUGGGAGAUUGGUGUAGUUUACCGCUCCCACUGCCCGUAAGUUGUAUUUUACAUGGACGCUUUGCUCGGGCAGCGAGUUACCAUGAAUGUGAAAAGCCUGUAUCGCCAAGACUUGCAUUAUUUAUUGCUGAAUAAAUGGUUGAACAUAUUUCUACGUGCCGUUUGUCUUCUGAACUACGGAUUUCAGCACCCAAAGAAAAACUUUCAUUUACACAGGACAAACAGUCACAGCCACAGUCAAACAGUGAAUACCAGUCAACCAGUGAAUACCAGACUAGCCAGAGGCUAAAUCUGAUCCGACCUUCGGGAAGAGAAAGUAGAGGUCCUUAAGGUGUGUAUGAGCAAGUUUAAGCCUGUGUGCAUUGGUGUGUAUGUGAUUUCAGAGCUUCCCUUGACUAACAGAAUACCCCAGCUCUAUUGUACAAGUGUACCUCGAGUCCCACAAACAGAGAAGGAAAACACCAGCAGUGUCAAGAUGCUGACAGACGAGGUGUCUCAGAUACAGGAGGUUCGGUACUGUCUGAAGACCUUGAGGGAACAGAUGGCCACCAGACAGAAUAACAAGGUACAAUGCCUUCAGGAGUUUCCAGCCAAUGGUUACAAAGUCAGUGUCACCCUGCCUACCAACCCAGCAAUUGUCACCAAUUGUAAAAUUGUUGGGACUGAGUCAGAAACAAAUGUCAGGGAGAAUUCAGAGGACAGUGCAAAGGUAAGGGAGGUGAGCAAGCGCCUGUAUGCCCAGCUGAAGGAGUCAGAGAAGAGACACAAGGAGGAGAGAGACAGAAUGCAGGCUGAAAGCGAUGAGUUCAGCCGGCGCCUCGACGAGCAGUCAAAGCACCUGCAGUGGGUGGAGGGGGAGGCGGGGGAGCGAGGUCAGAAGGUGGAGGAGUUGCAGAGGCUGCUGGGGGGCAUGGAGCUGGAGGGUGCUGUCCUGAGGGGCAAAAUAGCCACCAGUGAGGCUGAACUGCUGCAGCUGAGAGCAGCCAAGGAGGGGGUGCAGGAGAAAAAGAAGAGAACUGAGGAGCUGGAGAAGGAGCUGGCUGUCCUGAAGGAGAAAAUCCAUCACCUGGACGACAUGCUGAAGAGCCAGCAGAGGAAGGUCCGCCACAUGAUCGAGCAGCUGCAGAACUCACGGACAGUAAUACAGGAGAGAGAGAGAGUGAUCAGGGAUCUAGAGGAGAAGGUGGCUUUUCUGGAAGCUGAGAACACAGAGAUGCGUGACCAGAUAGAGUACUUCCUGGAGGGUCAGAAGCCUGCUUCUCCGCCCACCAAAGAAUGCAAACCCACUCCCCAGAUUACCUACAGGUGACAACAACACCUUCCUGUCUCUUAUCUCUAUAGGGCCGGUUUCCCGGACACAGAUCAAACCUAUUCCAGGACUAAAAAGCUAUUGUAAUGGAGAUUUUUCAUUGAGUCAAAAAAAUAUAUAUAUAUAUAUAUAUAUAUAUAUAUAUCUUUACACAAAAAUCAAUUCAAUUAAUGUUUGGUUAUCUUCAUGAACAACACAGCAGCAACACAGUAUAAUGUUCCAGGAUAGAAAUGAGGGCCAAGGAAGUUGGUAUAUUUCUGUUCUUUUGCCCACCUUCAUCAAUGCACGGAAAUAAGUCACUUCCUUCAAUCUGAGUCAUCGAGAUCAAGUCCUGAGCAGAGGGAGAUAAUGAUCAAGAGAGAUGGAUAGAGGAAGUGAUAAAAUGAGAGAGACAGCUGGUUGGUGUGUGUGUGUAUAUACAGUUGAAUUUGGAAGUUUACAUAUACUUAGGUUGGAGUCAUUAAAAGUCAUUUUUCAAUCACUCCACAAAUUUCUUGUUAACAAAUUAUAGUUUUGGCAAG
This is a messenger RNA of Oncorhynchus mykiss (rainbow trout), 2414 nucleotides long. The record is from RefSeq and is a predicted model, not a curated record. NCBI's taxonomy places the organism in Eukaryota, Metazoa, Chordata, Actinopteri, Salmoniformes, Salmonidae.